CAAAGGAAGUGACGUGAAGCGGCGGUGCGGCCUGGGGAUUGCUGACCGAACGUGGGCUGUUAUGUCGGCUUUGACGUGUCUAGCGCCUUUAGCGCGCGUUGGAGGCCACUUCUUCAGGGGCCUACGCGCGCGGGCGGCUGGAGGCGCUGGAGUCCGUCAUGCUGGUGGAGGUGUGCAUAUCGAGCCCCAGUACAGGCAGUUUCCCCAGCUGACCAGAUCCCAGGUGAUCAAGGCAGAGUUCUUCAGUGCAACCAUGUGGUUCUGGAUUCUCUGGCGCUUUUGGCAUGACUCAGAUGCCGUGCUGGGUCACUUUCCAUAUCCAGAUCCUUCUCAGUGGACGGAUGAAGAAUUAGGUAUCCUUCCUGAUGAUGAAGACUGAAAAUGUAGACUCAACUCUUUCCAAGUACGCGGGCCUCUCACUGUUCCGGCCCCUCCCGCCGCGGAGCACAGGCUCCGGACGCGCAGGCUAAGCGGCCAUGGCUCACGGGCCCAGCUGCUCCACGGCAUGUGGGAUCCUCCCAGACCGGGGCACGAACCCGUGUCCCCUGCAUCGGCAGGCGGACUCUCAACCACUGCGCCACCAGGGAAGCCCGUGAAGCUGUUUUAUAGCUC
This is a messenger RNA of Lagenorhynchus albirostris (white-beaked dolphin), 612 nucleotides long. It is a transcript of the gene NDUFB2, whose product is annotated as NADH:ubiquinone oxidoreductase subunit B2. Lineage: Eukaryota; Metazoa; Chordata; Mammalia; Artiodactyla; Delphinidae. Gene Ontology annotation, cellular component: mitochondrial inner membrane. The record is from RefSeq and is a predicted model, not a curated record. Bases 62 to 379 code for a protein of 105 amino acids. The transcript has 4 exons.